Triticum turgidum subsp. durum (durum wheat) is the source of this 603-nucleotide messenger RNA. Lineage: Eukaryota; Viridiplantae; Streptophyta; Magnoliopsida; Poales; Poaceae. The record is from the annotation of a GenBank genome assembly.
AUGUGGCGUCGACGAAGCACUACACCUGGCUUGCUUGCCGGCGCGCGCGUGCGUGCUUCGAUGCGCGGCGCUUCAUCGAGCUGGCCGGACCGCGGAAAUCUUCGGAGCCAGAGCCGAAGGAGGCGACAAAAUGCUGCUGCUAUGGCUGCGUCCUCGGAGGCAGCAGCUGCCCCUUGCCGACCUCACCAACCUCCGACGUCCGCCAUGAGCUCCGCGCAGGACCCCUUCUACAUCGUCCGGGAGGAGAUCCAGGGCUGGAUCGGUAAGCUGCAGACUACGUUCUAUCGCUGGGAGCAAGUUUCUUCAAACAACGGAGAAUAUGUUCAUCUGACAAUAUCAUCGUUGGGAGCAAGUUUCUUCAAACCUGAUUACUUUGUCAUCAGGCUGGCUGAUUGCAUCCAACUCAAAGAGUUCCACAUUUCUAACUUGAGGGUUCCACUUGCACAUGAUGGCCCCACAACUCCUUAUGGCAAGCAGUUUCCUGCAGCUGACAACAAGGUAAGCAAACAUCAUGUUCAGUUCCUGGAGCGUAUAAAUGUGCUACUUUUCAUCUCUCAAAUGAGCCACGCACUUGGUAGUUGCUUUGUUCAUCCAAAAAUGUGA